AUGGGCAACGCGCAAUCCUUCCUCGACCUCGUAGCCAACCGAUGGUCACUACUCGUCACAGCACUAUUUGCCUGUUUUGUGGCCGCCGUGGCUCCGAGACUCGUCAACGCCUUACGACUGUGGAGCAUCCCUACCAUUGGUGACGAGCUCGGUAACACGGAGAAACGCAGACAGGCGUACUUGGGAGGAGCCAGAAAACUAUACUCAGCGGGAUACCAAAAGUUCAAAGAUGGCGUUUUUCUGAUAACUACAUCGCGAACCUCUCCUACCAUCGUCAUCUCACCUGACUUUCUCCCUGAGCUCAAGAAGUUGCCUGAUGCUACUCUAAGCAUGGAGGCCGCCGUUGACGAGUCGAUGGAGACCAGAUACACCAAGAUCGAGACAUCAGUACCCAUCAUUCCGCACACCAUCAAAGGAGAAUUGACUCCAUCUUUAUCUCGACUUAGUUUGACCAUCUCGAGCGAAGUCAGAGAUUCAAUGAAUCUCACUAUGCCAUCAUGUGAUGACUGGACAGAAGUCAACAUCCAUCACGCUCUCCUUCGUAUCAUCGGCAUGGUAUCAGGCCGCAUGUUCAUCGGCCCCGAACUCUGCCGCUCCGAGCAAUACCUCGACGCCGCCAUCAACUACACCAUGGAAGUCAUGGGCGCCCAGCGUGCCGUGCAGAACAUGCGCCCGUGGCUACGACCCUUCCGCGCCCAAAGUCUUCCCGAGGUAAAGAAGCUGUAUCAGCGAAUCGCAGAAGCCGAGGCUUUCCUCGAGCCUGUGGUCAAAUCAAGAACUGAUGCAAUGAAUGAUCAAUCAUAUGAGAAGCCAGAUGAUUUCCUACAGUGGCUCAUUGAUGGAAAGGACAAGUUCCCUGAUAAGAACAGCCAGAACCUCGCCAAGGUUCAACUGGGUCUUACGUUUGCGGCUGUUCACACCACGACGCUAACAGCCACAAAUGCAUUCUACGACUUGGCAGCUUUGCCAGACUUGCAGAUAGAACUCCGAGAAGAGGUCCGAGAGGCAUUAUCGCAGAGCGGUGGCCAGCUCACGAGCAACGCCCUGCAAUCGAUGAAGAAGAUGGAUAGCUUUCUCAAGGAGACACUUCGAGUCCAUCCUGCAACAAUGGCUUCCUUCCAGCGCAAGGUCCUCAAACCAUUUACUCUAUCCAACGGCCAGGUUAUCCCAGAAAGCGUGACGAUAGAGAUCCCUGCUGUCGCAGUCAGCUCCGACAGCAAUGUCUUCCCUCACGCCGACAAAUUCGAUCCAUUGAGGUUCUACAGACUUCGUACUGAAGCCAAAGAUGGCGGGUCAGUUGAGAAGGCGGCGAACAAUCAGUUUGUCAGUGUGAACCAGAGCAGCUUGACUUUUGGGUACGGUCGACAUGCAUGCCCCGGAAGAUUCUUCGCCGCAAACGAGAUCAAGAUGAUCCUGGCGCAUGCAUUGCUACAGUACGGUGUCAAGAACGUGGGCGAUGCUACUGAACGAUACCCUAACAUGGAAUUUGCUCAUAUGUCUAUUCCAGAUCCUUCCAAGAAGCUUCUUUUCAAAUCAAUCGAGGUAUGA
Fusarium fujikuroi IMI 58289 is the source of this 1548-nucleotide messenger RNA. RefSeq names its product probable cycloheximide-inducible protein CIP70 (cytochrome P450 family). Gene Ontology annotation, molecular function: oxidoreductase activity, acting on paired donors, with incorporation or reduction of molecular oxygen; heme binding; iron ion binding. The record is from RefSeq and is a predicted model, not a curated record. Lineage: Eukaryota; Fungi; Ascomycota; Sordariomycetes; Hypocreales; Nectriaceae. The coding region runs from base 1 to 1548 and encodes 515 amino acids. The transcript has 8 exons.